AUCUGGAGAGGACGAAGGCAUUUCUCAAAUGCCCCACAGACAAGGGAUUCUCAUCUCUGCGUACAUCCCUCUUACCCAUUUGAAUCUAUUCUGUCCUGAAUCCUGCAUCCCUGACUCCAUGCUUUCGGAGGCAUUUUGAAUUUCCUUGGCAACAUGGAGCUGCCUGAAUUAGAAUUCUCUGCAUGACAGUCCUGGUAAGCAGAAGGAUGGUGUCCGGAGAAGCAGGGGGGCAAAGCUACUUGGUGGCGUGCUGGCAGCCCAUCCUGAUCCUGAUGCUGGGCACCGUCCUUUCUGGCUCCACCACUGGCUGCCCCUCCCGAUGUGACUGCCAGGGUCAGGAACGUUCAGUCGUGUGCCAUCGACGGAGAUUGGCAGCUCUUCCUGAGGGUAUUCCUACUGAAACAAGGCUAUUAGACCUCAGCAAGAACCGUCUGAAGACCCUGGGGCCUGAGGAGUUCAUAAACUAUCCUCAGCUGGAGGAGUUGCAACUCAAUGAAAAUACUAUUUCAUCCAUUGAGCCUGGAGCAUUUAGCAACCUUAUGAACCUCCGAACUCUAGGUUUGCGCAACAACCAGCUGAAGCUCAUUCAGCUGGGGGUGUUCACAGGUUUGACCAACCUUACGCAGCUGGAUAUAAGCGAAAACAAAAUUGUCAUUCUACUCGACUACAUGUUUCAAGAGCUGUACAAUCUGAGGGCUUUGGAGGUUGGUGACAAUGACCUAGUCUUCAUCUCACCACGAUCAUUUCACGGCCUCAGCAACCUCGAAAGUCUAAACAUUGAGGGAUACAAACUGGCGUCAGUGCCCACAGAUGCCCUUAGCCAUCUGCAUAACCUGUUGUCACUUCGAUUAUGCUGUCUUAAUGUCACUGUCAUAAGGGAUUACUCCUUUAAGAGGCUUUAUCGAUUAAGAGUGGUUGAGAUUUCACAUAUGCCUGCUCUGGAUACCAUGACCCCGAAAAGCUUGUUUGGACUCAACAUUACAUCACUAUCCAUAACAAACUGUAAUCUUACUGUCAUCCCCUACCAAGCCAUAAGUCACCUUAGAUUUCUUCGGUUUUUGAAUUUGUCUUUUAACCCCAUUCAUACUGUGGAAGGGAACCAGCUCUUCAAUCUACAGAAGCUUCAGGCUUUUCAUUUGGCUGGUGGCAAAUUGCUGGUCAUUGAGCCCUACUCUUUCAGAGGGCUCAACCACCUCCGUGUACUCAAUGUAUCAAACAAUAACUUGAGCACCCUGGAAGAGUCCGUUUUUCACUCCGUGGGAAAUCUAGAGACCUUGGCUUUGUAUAAUAACCCUUUGGCCUGUGACUGUCGCUUGCUUUGGGUGUUUCGCAGACGGUGGAGGCUCAACUUUAACAAACAACAGCCAGUUUGUGCUUCGCCAGAGGUUGUGCAAGGAAAGGAGUUCAAAGAUUUUCCAGACAAACUCCCUUCUGACUAUUUCACGUGCCAGAAAUCAAAGAUUGUGGAUUACAAUGUUCAAGAAAGCCAUGUAGAUGAAGGAACUACAGUUAAUUUUGCUUGUCAGGCUGAAGGAGAUCCAGUUCCUGUGAUUAUGUGGCUGUCCCCUAAAAAGGAAUAUGUCACUACCAAGACUGUGGGGACAAGACUCUCUGUGUCUAUUGAAGGUUCAUUAGAGGUGCGCUAUGCCCAAAUCCAAGACAAUGGCACCUACACAUGCAUUGCAAGUAAUGCAGCUGGCAAUGACACUAAAGCUGCUCACCUUUUUGUGCAUAGCUACUCCCCGAAUUGGCCCCACCAGCCAAACAAGACAUUUGCUUUCAUUUCCAACCAGCCAAGUGAUGAAGGUGCUAAUGUGACCCGGACCACAGUUCCAUUUCCAUUUGAUGUAAAGACACUGAUCAUUGCAACUACCAUGGGCUUUAUCUCUUUCCUUGGAGUGGUACUCUUCUGUCUUGUAAUAUUAUUCCUCUGGAGCAGAGGGAAAGACAAUACAAAGUCAAGUAUUGAGGUUGAAUAUGUGCCACGUAAAGAGGAAACUGAGGAAUCCAGUCCAACUGAGCCCCCUGUACAAUUCAACAUGAAAAUCAUGUGAACCCAAGAUGGAGGACAUGUCAGCUUACAAACUGCAGUCAAGAUGCAAAAUACCCUUGCUUAAAAUAUGUACUCAAUUUGAGCGAUAGAAAUUUCACAGCAGUAAACACAUCUUGACAAUAUACCCUCAAGUGUUUUUUUGUUUGUUUGUUUGUUUUUUACUUCAGGGACUGAAUCUUUCACAGCAAGUGUUGAAUUUCCAAUAUUCAGAUUUCUGUAAAUGUAUAUUGGCAAUACUCAGUAUGUUAACAUGCACUCAACUCCGUUUUUGUGUGGAACCAAAAAAAGAGGGGGGUGCUUCAUAUGAGUAAAGCACAAUUUACGCGAUUGGUGGGUUGUAUGUAUAUCUUCCCAUUAGCAGUGGAAGGUGUCACACAGGUGUUGGGAUUAUUUCUGUUGGUUAUGUUUUGCUCUGAUGGAUGUACAGUACAAAGCACAAGAACCCAUUUUAAGAGCCUCAGAUGAAAGUUUUCUCUUGUCCCACCACAAGCAGUUCAGAAGGAGGAUGAGUACUUUUGAUGUGAAAAAAGAAACUGUGGAAAAAAGUCUGAAUACUUAUUUCCACCAAAUACUUUUAUUUAAAAAGUCAUACAGUUGUGAUCAUAAUGCAUUGAAAUAGUCAUUUUAAGAGAUAGAAGACAAAAUGUUAGAAAUGGUGUGAGAUAAUGACUAGAAAAAUGGAUUUGGUUGGUGAAUUAGAUACAUAAGACUCUUGUGCUGUUGUCCUGUAGAAACCAAAACUUCAGAAGUAACCAGUAUGUACAUAAGUUGUCGUUUUGACAACUCAGUUUUAAGUUUUUUGUAUCUAUCACUCACCAUUUCAGGUACUCCCUCAACCUGGUAAUGUUCAAAACAGAAGUGUGCAUGUUAACACACUGAAUAAUAAAAAGCCACAGUCUGUCCUCCUUUAAGCCAGCAAAGGAAGUUUGUCAGUAGAUGUAAUGAAAUGUUGCGAUUAUACAUAUUUUUUUCUGUAUUUUAUUCUUCCUUGUACAUUAUGCUAUGGCACAAUAGUAAUGCUUUUGGUGGCUGUGGGUUUUGAACAUAUUGCAAUUUGAAGAGCAGAUUAAAUAUCCAGUAAACAUGUUUUUGACGUGACUACACUGAGAGUGUUGAUUUUCAUAGGAUAUAAGCUCUGAGUAGUAACUUAUUAAACACCAGAAGUUAAUCUGUUUACCCGUUUGGCAGCUCAGCAGUCCCACGCACUCUGACCAAGACCUGAAGUUUUAAUGUCACUGUGCUUUUCAAAAGUAGUGACUUUCUUAAUUUGUUGCCUUAAGUACCAAUUUUUUCAGCUUUCUGCUGAGCAAUACUCAAUAUUUGUAUGUAAUAUGGAGUUUUAUGCCUCAUAAGAAUUUUAUGUUGUCCAAUUAAUUUUCACAGCCAGGGUCUGCUCUGAAGAUAAUGUGUUCAUUAACUCUUAAAAUACCUGUUUAAAAUGGGAUGGGUAAAUGGAAAUUCUAUUAAAAUAAAGAACAUUUUGUACUGGAGGGUAUUUAUUUUAUGCUU
Cololabis saira (Pacific saury) is the source of this 3562-nucleotide messenger RNA. RefSeq names its product leucine rich repeat and Ig domain containing 1b (gene lingo1b). NCBI's taxonomy places the organism in Eukaryota, Metazoa, Chordata, Actinopteri, Beloniformes, Belonidae. Gene Ontology annotation, cellular component: plasma membrane. Gene Ontology annotation, molecular function: protein binding. The record is from RefSeq and is a predicted model, not a curated record. The coding region runs from base 183 to 2054 and encodes 623 amino acids. The transcript is spliced from 2 exons.